CGGGCGCGGCCGGCGGGGCCCGCAGCCCGGCAUGGGCGGCCGGGGGCCCGCAGCGCGGGGGAGGCGGCGGCGCUGACGGCCGGGGCCGGCGGAGGAGCUGGGCCGAGCCCCGCGUCUCCGUUGCACACGCAUGUGGCAAGCAAGGCCUGGCCCUGGUCGUACCCCUGCCCUGCACUCGCACGCUGGCGGCAGGAUCGGCGUUGACCGGAGCUGCCCCCGCACUUGGGGCACAUGCCCGCCCGCCCGUGCCUGCGCCUGGAAGAUGACCAGGCUGCUGCUGGGGGUGACGCUGGAACGCGUGUGCAAGGCCGUGCUGCUGCUGUGCUUGCUGCACUUUGCCGUCACCGGGGUGCUCUACUUCGACGUCUAUGCCCGCCACCUCGACUUCUUCAGCCGCUUCAAUAGCCGCAACGCCUCCCGCGCCACCCACGCCAGCGCCAAUGCCAGCGCCAGCGCCGCCCGGCCCCGCAGCACUGCUCCCAGCUGCGGCCCGCCCUCGCCCAGCCUCCGGCCCGACGCCAACCACACCGCCACCCUGCCACCCCUGCUGCCCUGCCAAGACGUGCCGCCUGGCUUAGUGGGGCGUCUCCUCAUCGAGUUCAGCUCGCCCAUGAGCAUGGAGCGGGUGCAGCGGGAGAACCCCGAGGUGCGGGCAGGCGGGCGGUACGUGCCCCCCGACUGCCAGCCCCGCCAGAGGGUGGCCGUGCUGGUCCCCUUCCGGCACCGCGAGCACCACCUCAAGUACUGGCUGCACUACCUGCACCCCAUCCUGCGCCGCCAGAAGGUCGCCUACGGCAUCUACAUCGUCAACCAGUACGGUGAGGACACGUUCAACCGGGCCAAGCUGCUGAAUGCCGGGUUCCUGGAGGCGCUGCGGGACGACCCCGAGUACGACUGCUUCAUCUUCAGCGACGUGGACCUGGUGCCCAUGGACGACCGCAACCUGUACCGCUGCUACGAGCAGCCCCGGCACUUCGCCAUCGCCAUGGACAAGUUCGGCUUCCGGCUGCCCUACGCCGGCUACUUCGGGGGCGUCUCUGGCCUCAGCAAGUCCCAGUUCCUGAAGAUCAACGGCUUCCCCAACGAGUACUGGGGCUGGGGCGGUGAAGACGACGACAUCUUCAACCGGAUCUCGCUGAACGGCAUGAAAGUGUCGCGGCCCGACGUGCGCAUCGGGCGCUACCGCAUGAUCAAGCACGAGCGCGACCGGCACAACGAGCCCAACCCCCAGAGGUUCACCAAGAUCCAGAACACGAAGCUGACGAUGCGCCGGGACGGCAUCAGCUCGCUGCAGUACCGGCUGGUGGAGGUGUCGCGCCACCCGCUCUAUACCAACGUCACGGUGGACAUUGGCAAGCCGCCCCCGCGCCCAGCCCGUGGAUAGCGUCGCUGGAGCCCGGGCACCGCACCCGCGCCUGGCCCUGCCCCAGUCUUGGGGCGCUCGGACACUGCAGGGCCUGGCCCCAGCCGGGGGCAUGCACGGAUCUGGGCCCUGCCCCUGCCGGCGGCUCCAUCAUCUUGUCGGCAGGGCCCGCAGGGGGACUUGGCAGCACGGUGCCCGCCCUGCCCACCUGCCCGUGCCCCUGGCAGAGGACCCAGACCCGGUGGCUCUGCUCUAUCCCUGCAGGUGCUGGGGGCCAUGGAAAGCUGUGGCCCUCCUGCCCCCGUCCCGCCGGGCCGGGACGCCCGGUUCACUGCCUCUGCACAACUCGCCCGGAUGCCCUGGCCCCCUCCUGCCGUCUUCCUCUGCUUCGGUGCCCGGUGCUCGGAGCUGGGCCUGGUCAGGCCUCCCAUGCCCCCUAGCCUGGGCUGCGCCUCAGGUGAGUGACUGGCUGCUCUGUGCCUCAGUUUCCCCAUGCAGGGGCGGUGCCCCAGGGCAUGAGCACAGCCUCCCUGGGCACCUGGAGCUAUCAGAGGGCUGGUCUGAGCCCCUCAGCCCCUCUCCCACCUGGCUUGGGGGCUAGGCCCCUCCAUCCCGCCUGCCCCGUGGUGCUGGCACGAUGCAGCCGGGGCUUGGGCCCUGCCCUGGUCGCUGGGCGAGGAGGCAGGGACCAGCCCGAGCCCCCGGCUGGGCAGGCCCCACAUUCGCCUGCAACCACAUUCCAGGCCCGCCCGGGGCACGGACCGGGGGGCAUUAGGCACUUUACCACCAGCUCCACUGCCCAGUGCCGGGGGAGCCUCCACGUGCUGGGGGCUGGAUGCGCUCAGCCCUGCCCCCCCGGCGGUCUCCGUCUGACCCGUUACACGCACGUGGCAGACCUGGGAGGUGCGAGGGGCUGGUGGGGGCACAGCUGCUGUGCCCCCCCCCCGGCCCCAGAAGCAGACCCGGGCCCUGGGUGGGUGCGUGGCCUUGCCCGGGGCUGGCGGGGCAGGGUGGCUGCCUGCGGGGCCGUGCCCGGGCGACUUUUGUACCUGUGAAUGUCUGACCCUUUUGGAGCCUGCGUCGCCGCCGCCUUCGGACUUUUGUAUUUAAUAAAGUUUCCAAUGUUC
Messenger RNA from Alligator mississippiensis (American alligator), 2490 nucleotides. It is a transcript of the gene B4GALT2, whose product is annotated as beta-1,4-galactosyltransferase 2. The transcript has 8 exons. Gene Ontology annotation, biological process: carbohydrate metabolic process. The coding region runs from base 131 to 1384 and encodes 417 amino acids. Lineage: Eukaryota; Metazoa; Chordata; Crocodylia; Alligatoridae. Gene Ontology annotation, molecular function: glycosyltransferase activity. The record is from RefSeq and is a predicted model, not a curated record.